Molecule: messenger RNA, 1305 nt
Organism: Trichogramma pretiosum
Lineage: Eukaryota; Metazoa; Arthropoda; Insecta; Hymenoptera; Trichogrammatidae
Gene: Der-2
Product: derlin-2
Exons: 6
Coding region: 170-883 (237 amino acids)
Biological process (GO): endoplasmic reticulum unfolded protein response
Cellular component (GO): endoplasmic reticulum membrane; Hrd1p ubiquitin ligase ERAD-L complex
Molecular function (GO): misfolded protein binding; ubiquitin-specific protease binding
Source: RefSeq, a predicted model, not a curated record
UUGGGUUUGAACUUUCUAACCAAACAUAAUUAGUUAUUCUGUACCAGAAAUCUCAUUUAUUUGAUUUUUUCUUUGUUCUUUCUUUCUUAUAUUUCACAAAUUAAAAUAAAAAAUUCCUAUUAAGUGUUAUGCAGUUUUUUAUAAAUUACUGUGUGUGAAAUCCAAUCAAAUGGCUUUUCAAACUAUACGUCAAGAAUAUAUCCAUAUGCCUGUUGUUACCAGAGCCUACACUACAGCUUGCAUAGUAACUUCUUUAGCAGUACAGUUGGAUGUAGUUUCGCCAUUUCAAUUGUAUUUUAAUCCAAUUUUGAUUGGAAAACAAUACCAGAUAUGGCGGCUUUUUACAACAUUUUUAUUUUUCGGAACAUUUGGAUUCAAUUUUUUUUUCAAUAUGAUAUUUACAUAUAGAUAUUGUCGAAUGUUAGAAGAGGGAUCUUUUCGUGGAAAAACAGCUGAUUUUGUAAUGAUGUUUUUAUUUGGAGGUAUAUGUAUGAUUAUUUUUGCGAUGUUUGUGAAUCUUCUCUUUUUAGGGCAUGCGUUCACAAUUAUGUUAGUUUAUGUGUGGUCCAGAAGAAAUCCACUAAUCAGAAUGAAUUUUUUUGGGCUACUAAAUUUUCAGGCACCAUAUCUACCAUGGGUACUACUAGGAUUUUCAAUAUUGCUUGGAAAUGCAGUUUGGGUUGAUCUUAUUGGAAUAGCUGUCGGGCACAUGUAUUAUUUUGCUGAAGAUGUAUUUCCGCUUCAAAGUGGAGGCUGGCGAAUACUUAAGACGCCAAACUUCUUAAAAUCCAUUUUCAAUCCUCAUGAUUCGGAUUUAGAUUACGUGCCAUUGCAAGAAGAUCGACCUGGUGGUUUUGAUUGGGAACAAAACAUUCAUCUAUAACAUUUCAGUGUAUCCACAGCAAUUGUUUCUCAGACUUAUACAUGUAUGAGUAUGUUUCCAUUUUUUUUUAUUGAAAAUGGAAAUUCUUAGUUAUUUUACAAUUAUUGUUAAAUGUUUUUGAGAAUAUAAAUUAUUUCAAUUUUCACAUCACUUGAUAAUUAAUGCCAAAUCAUAAUUUUUACGUCUUUUUUCUUAGCUUCUUGUUAUUGUAUAAUAUGAUUCAAACGGCGUAUGCUUUCAAAGGCGAUUAAUUAGUAUUAAGAUGUAUUAUUGUACUAGACUUAAAAAAGGUAUAACUUACUGGAUAAGUUCUACACUAAAUUAUGAUAACGACUUAUGAUUAUAAGGUACGAAUAGUUUUAAGGGGAUAGACCAGUAUCAAAUCUUGUAAAUUAAAAAAUAUGAAAAUGAAAUUAUGAAAU